Molecule: messenger RNA, 325 nt
Organism: Dicrocoelium dendriticum
Lineage: Eukaryota; Metazoa; Platyhelminthes; Trematoda; Plagiorchiida; Dicrocoeliidae
Source: the annotation of a GenBank genome assembly
GAACAGCGAACUUGAGUCACAUGACUCGGUUUUUAAGGCCUCAAACACCAGACGGGUUCUGCAUACAGAGCGUGGAGACCUCGGACUUCAGGAGAAAUCUGGUCCUAUCGAAUUACGCAAGACACAAUACUCUCUAUCGGCGUUAACUCGCAGCAGCCGCUCACAUCAUACUAGAUUGGAAUCCAGUGAAGACACGUCAGUAAGCUCUGAGGAUCAGCUGGAAGAAAAGAAUGCACUUCACAAAGGGAUAACAGUCGGUUCGCUAUUGCGAAGAUACGAUCGACUCACAAAAGAGGUUGGUGACAUAGCAGGACUUUUACAAUGA